Molecule: messenger RNA, 7491 nt
Organism: Hipposideros armiger (great roundleaf bat)
Lineage: Eukaryota; Metazoa; Chordata; Mammalia; Chiroptera; Hipposideridae
Gene: PHIP
Product: PHIP subunit of CUL4-Ring ligase complex
Exons: 37
Coding region: 1917-7199 (1760 amino acids)
Biological process (GO): regulation of transcription by RNA polymerase II; regulation of cell shape; cytoskeleton organization
Cellular component (GO): nucleus
Molecular function (GO): protein binding
Source: RefSeq, a predicted model, not a curated record
GUGCAUCUUAUACAUGGGGAAAUACGGUAAUUUUUAUUUUUUAAACUAAGUAUUAUGUGUGACGCUGUUGGGACAAAAAAGACAUGUGGUCCCAGUUCUCUUCUUGUUUGUGAUGAAGUUGAGAAGAAAAGCAUUAAGUCAUUAUGCUUUUAAUUGUAUCAUGAUCAAUUGAUACAUGAGUUAAGGAAAAGUCACCAAGUGUGUGCAACCAAGAUAACACACUUAGACUGAAUAGGGUAAAGGCAAACAAAGGAAAUUACAUUGGAUGGAAGAUAUGAAGCACAUAGAAGAGUUGUCUGAACAAGGGGAUGUAAGGAAAUGCAGAAAAGUGCACCACAUGGGGAAAGCCUGACAGAAGAAAGUGCAGAUGAAGGACCUGAAAGAAGGCAUAUGUGUCUAAAUGUGGACAAUGGGGGCUGGAGGGUGUAGGGCUGAGAAUGUGCCAGAUGAAGCAGAGAAAUAGGAUGGACCAGAAAUGCAUUUCAGGCCUUGUAGACGAUGUUAAGGAUUUGGAUCUCCAAAGAGCAAGGAAAGCCUCUGGUGCUUUAAACAGGAGUGACUUCAGCAGAUAUAUGUUUUGGAAAGAGCAUUCCAAUGUAAGUAGAGAAUAGAUUUGAAUGAGGUAGAAGGCAUGAGUGGAUGUGGGAAAAAUGGGACUUUAUUAUAAAGAUUAUUUGAAGUUGGGCUUUGUGGAGAUUGGGGGAGGUAGGUGGAUUUAAGGAUAGGAAGGAAAAAUCACUUGGACUCGGUGAAACUGCUUGGAUAUUGGGAAUGAGGUGGGAGGGAGGGAGGAAUGGGCAGUGUAAAAAAAUUUGACUUCUUGUUUUGAGACUGGAUAGAUGGUGUUGCCUUUCACCAAGGUAGGGGACAUUAUUUGGUGAGUGUUGGCAUGAGGAUUAUGGUUUCAUUUUUAUAUAUGUUGAAUUGAGGCUUUGGGACUCCAAAGAGAGGUAUCUUUUAAGAAAGCUUGAUAGGCAAGCUUAGGCUAUAGAUGUAAAUUUGGGAAUCACUGACAUAAGGGAUUGUCCAAGGAGAGAGGGUAGAAUGAGAAGAAAAGAAUCUGGAGCUGGACUCUGGGAUCUCAGAAUUUAAGGAACGUCACCAUUUAAUGGCUAGAUAGAAAAGAAGUCAGUGGUUUUUGAAUAUUUUUAUGUGUUCAUUUAUUCUACAAUUUAUUAAGCAUGUAACUGUAAGUACUGCAUUUAGGUACGAGUAGACAGGUAAACAAAAUCUAAUUCACGUCCUAUGCAAAACAUGGACCAGUAAAUUGGCAAUUUUAGUAUAGUGCAGGAGUUCUAUGAACACCCCCAAAUGGCAAGAUUGUGAUAAAGUCUGUAUGUGUGUUUUUUGGGGUGGGUUGGAGAAGAGGAUCAUUACUGUCAUUAUAUUCCCACUGAGGUCCAGGUAUCAAAAUAUAUGCGUAUUAAGAACAAUUAAUAUGGCAUAAGGACUAGGAAAUGCUGGGAAGCGGGGUAAAGAAAUGCCUGGGAAGGAAUAUAAUGUGUUAUGGAAACACAAAGAUAGAAAGAAUGUCCAAAAAGACGGGCAGCGGUGGUGUAACAACAGGUCACGGAAGAUGGUGAGGCAUAGACUGAGACAAGAAAAAGAAUGAGAUGUGAAGGUGGGUGGGUAAAGAUUUCCAGCAGAGGUAUCAGCUUGUAUAAAGUCUCAAAAGCAAGAAAGUAUGAGAAGUUUAAGAACUGAAAGUAUCUCUUCUAACUUUAAAAUGAAAGUUGAUAUUUGAAAAAUUGAAAUAUACUAAACCAUCAAAGAAAGAUCUAGUGGGAAAAAGUGUAUUCAUAAUAUUUUAUUAAAAAAUGCGAUUCUGCAAUGAGGAUUUUCAGGUUCAUUACUUGAACUGUAUUUCACAAGAAGACUCUAAAACAGGAUCAUCACAAAACGAACGUUAAUAAGGAAUGACCUUUCUUGUUAAGGUGAAGUAUUACAGACAUUUAGCACCUGAUCACUUGCUGCAAAUAUGUCAUCGACUAGGACCUCUUCUUGAACAAGAAAUUCCGCAAAGUGUUCCUGGAGUACAAACUUUAUUAGGAGCUGGAAGACAGUCCUUGCUUCGCACAAAUAAAAGUUGUAAGCAUGUUGUGUGGAAAGGAUCUGCACUGGCUGCAUUGCAUUGUGGAAGACCACCUGAGUCGCCAGUCAACUAUGGUAGCCCACCCAGCAUUGCGGAUACUUUGUUUUCAAGGAGGUUGAAUGGGAAAUACAGGCUUGAGCGACUUGUUCCAACUGCAGUAUAUCAGCACAUGAAAAUGCAUAAACGAAUUCUUGGACACUUGUCGUCUGUGUACUGUGUAACUUUUGAUCGAACUGGCAGACGGAUAUUUACUGGUUCUGAUGACUGUCUUGUGAAAAUCUGGGCAACUGAUGAUGGAAGAUUAUUAGCUACUUUAAGAGGACAUGCUGCUGAGAUAUCAGACAUGGCUGUAAACUUUGAGAAUACCAUGAUAGCGGCUGGAAGUUGUGAUAAAAUGAUCCGUGUCUGGUGUCUUCGAACGUGUGCACCUUUGGCUGUUCUUCAGGGCCACAGUGCAUCUAUAACAUCACUACAGUUCUCACCGUUGUGCAGUGGCUCAAAGAGAUACCUGUCUUCUACUGGGGCAGAUGGCACUAUUUGUUUUUGGUUAUGGGAUGCCGGAACCCUUAAAAUAAAUCCAAGACCUGCAAAAUUUACAGAACGCCCUAGGCCUGGAGUUCAAAUGAUCUGUUCUUCUUUUAGUGCUGGUGGAAUGUUUCUGGCCACAGGAAGCACAGAUCAUAUUAUUAGGGUUUAUUUUUUUGGAUCAGGUCAGCCAGAGAAAAUAUCAGAAUUGGAGUUUCAUACUGACAAAGUUGAUAGUAUCCAGUUUUCCAACACUAGUAACAGGUUUGUAAGUGGGAGUCGUGAUGGGACAGCCCGUAUUUGGCAAUUUAAACGAAGAGAAUGGAAGAGCAUUUUGUUGGAUAUGGCUACUCGUCCAUCAGGCCAAAGCCUUCAAGGAAUAGAAGAUAAAAUCACAAAAAUGAAAGUCACUAUGGUAGCGUGGGAUCGACAUGACAAUACAGUUAUAACUGCAGUUAAUAACAUGACUCUGAAAGUUUGGAAUUCUUACACUGGUCAACUAAUUCAUGUUCUGAUGGGUCAUGAAGAUGAGGUGUUUGUUCUUGAGCCACACCCAUUUGAUCCAAGAGUUCUUUUUUCUGCUGGUCAUGAUGGAAACGUGAUAGUAUGGGAUCUGGCAAGAGGAGUCAAAAUUCGAUCUUAUUUCAAUAUGAUUGAAGGCCAAGGACAUGGUGCAGUAUUUGACUGCAAAUGCUCUCCUGAUGGUCAGCAUUUUGCAUGCACUGACUCUCAUGGACAUCUUUUAAUUUUUGGCUUUGGUUCCAGUAGCAAAUAUGACAAGAUAGCAGAUCAGAUGUUCUUUCAUAGUGAUUAUCGGCCCCUUAUUCGUGAUGCCAACAAUUUUGUAUUAGAUGAACAGACUCAGCAAGCACCUCAUCUCAUGCCUCCGCCUUUUUUGGUUGAUGUUGAUGGUAACCCUCAUCCAUCAAGAUAUCAGAGAUUAGUUCCUGGACGUGAAAACUGCAGGGAGGAGCAACUCAUCCCUCAAAUGGGAGUAACUUCCUCAGGACUGAACCAAGUUUUAAGUCAGCAAGCAAAUCAGGAGAUCAGCCCAUUGGACAGCAUGAUUCAAAGACUACAACAGGAGCAAGACCUGAGACGCUCUGGUGAAGCAGGUAUCAGUAAUACCAGCCGUUUAAGUAGAGGCUCUGUAAGCUCUACCUCAGAGGUUCAUUCACCACCAAAUGUAGGACUAAGGCGUAGUGGACAAAUUGAAGGAGUACGGCAAAUGCACAGCAACGCACCAAGAAGUGAAAUAGCCACAGAGCGGGAUCUUGUAGCUUGGAGCCGAAGGGUGGUAGUACCUGAGCUUUCAGCUGGUGUAGCCAGUAGGCAAGAAGAAUGGAGAACUGCAAAGGGAGAAGAAGAAAUAAAGACUUACAGGUCAGAAGAGAAAAGAAAACACUUCACUGCUCCAAAAGAGAAUAAAAUACCCCCUGUCUCAAAGAAUCAUACUCAUGAGCACUUUCUGGAUCUUGGAGAAUCCAAAAAGCAGCAGGCAAAUCAACAUAGUUAUCGUACGAGAUCUGCAUUGGAAGAGACUCCUAGACCUUUGGAAGAGAUAGAAAAUGGCAGUAGUUCUUCAGAUGAAGGUGAAGUUGUUGCUGUCAGUGGUGGAACCUCUGAAGAAGAAGAGAGAGCAUGGCACAGUGAUGGCAGUUCUAGUGACUACUCCAGUGAUUAUUCUGACUGGACAGCAGACGCAGGAAUUAAUCUGCAGCCACCAAAGAAGAUUCCUAAGCAUAAAACCAAGAAAGCAGAAAGCAGUUCAGAUGAAGAAGAAUCUGAAAAACAGAAGCAAAAACAGAUUAAAAAGGAAAGGAAAAAAGUAAAUGAAGAAAAAGAUGGACCAAUCUCACCAAAGAAAAAGAAGCCCAAAGAAAGAAAGCAAAAGAGAUUGGCUGUAGGAGAACUAACAGAAAAUGGAUUGACAUUAGAAGAAUGGUUACCUUCAACAUGGAUUACAGAUGCUGUUCCCCGAAGAUGUCCGUUUGUACCACAGAUGGGUGAUGAGGUUUAUUAUUUCCGACAAGGACAUGAAGCAUAUGUUGAAAUGGCCCGGAAAAAUAAAAUUUAUAGUAUCAAUCCCAAAAAACAGCCAUGGCAUAAAAUGGAACUACGGGAACAAGAACUGAUGAAAAUAGUUGGCAUAAAGUAUGAAGUGGGAUUGCCUACCCUUUGCUGCCUUAAACUUGCUUUUCUAGAUCCUGAUACUGGUAAACUGACUGGUGGAUCAUUUACCAUGAAAUACCAUGAUAUGCCUGAUGUUAUAGAUUUCCUAGUCUUGAGACAACAAUUUGACGAUGCAAAAUACAGGCGGUGGAAUAUAGGUGACCGUUUCAGAUCAGUCAUAGAUGAUGCCUGGUGGUUUGGAACAAUUGAAAGCCAGGAACCUCUUCAACCUGAGUACCCUGAUAGUUUGUUUCAGUGCUAUAAUGUUUGCUGGGACAAUGGUGAUACAGAAAAGAUGAGUCCUUGGGAUAUGGAGCUUAUACCUAAUAAUGCUGUGUUUCCUGAAGAACUAGGUACCAGUGUUCCUUUAACUGAUGUUGAAAGCAGAUCAUUGAUCUAUAAGCCUCUUGAUGGAGAAUGGGGUUCCAAUCCCAGGGAUGAAGAAUGUGAAAGAAUUGUUGCAGGAAUAAACCAGUUGAUGACACUAGAUAUUGCUUCAGCAUUUGUGGCCCCUGUGGAUCUGCAAGCCUAUCCCAUGUAUUGCACUGUAGUGGCAUAUCCAACAGAUUUAAGUACAAUUAAACAAAGACUGGAAAACAGGUUUUACAGGCGGGUUUCUUCCCUAAUGUGGGAAGUUCGAUAUAUAGAACAUAACACACGAACAUUUAAUGAGCCUGGAAGCCCUAUUGUGAAAUCUGCUAAAUUUGUGACUGAUCUUCUUCUACAUUUUAUAAAGGAUCAGACGUGCUAUAACAUAAUUCCACUCUACAAUUCAAUGAAGAAGAAAGUUUUGUCUGACUCCGAGGAAGAAGAGAAAGAUGCUGAUGUGCCAGGAACUUCUACCCGAAAAAGGAAGGACCAUCAGCCUAGAAGAAGAUUACGUAACAGAGCUCAGUCUUAUGAUAUUCAGGCAUGGAAGAAACAAUGUCAAGAAUUGUUAAAUCUCAUAUUUCAGUGUGAAGAUUCUGAGCCUUUCCGCCAGCCGGUAGAUCUCCUUGAAUAUCCUGACUACAGGGACAUCAUUGACACUCCAAUGGAUUUUGCUACCGUUAGAGAAACUUUAGAGGCUGGGAAUUAUGAGUCACCAAUGGAGUUAUGUAAAGAUGUCAGACUUAUUUUUAGUAACUCUAAAGCAUAUACACCAAGCAAAAGAUCAAGGAUUUACAGCAUGAGUUUGCGCCUGUCUGCUUUCUUUGAAGAACACAUCAGUUCGGUUUUAUCAGAUUAUAAAUCUGCUCUUCGUUUUCAUAAAAGAAAUACAAUAACCAAAAGGAGGAAGAAAAGAAACAGAAGCAGCUCUGUUUCCAGUAGUGCUGCAUCAAGCCCUGAAAGGAAAAAAAGGAUCAUAAAACCCCAGCUAAAGUCAGAUAUUUCUACCUCUCCAUUCUCUAUACCCACACGAUCAAUACCACCGAGGCACAAUGCUGCUCAGAUAAAUGGUAAAACAGAAUCUAGUUCUGUAGUUCGAACCAGAAGCAACCGAGUGGUUGUAGAUCCAGUUACCUCUGAGCAACCAUCUACUUCUUCAGCAGCAAAGACUUUUAUUUCGAAAGCUAAUACAUCUACAGUGCCAGGGAAAACAAUUCUAGAGAAUUCUGUGAAACAUUCCAAAACCUUGAAUACUCUUUCAAGUCCUGGUCAAUCCAAUUAUAGUCAUGGGACUAGGAAUAAUUCUGCAAAAGAAAACUUGGAAAAGGAAAAGCCGGUCAAACGUAAAAUGAAAUCAUCUGUACUCUCAAAGACUCUUUCAAAGUCAUCAGCUGUCAUUGAGCAAGAUUGUAAGAACAAUGCUCUUAUACCAGGAAGCAUUCAAGUGAAUGGCCAUGGAGGGCAGCCAUCUAAACUUGUGAAGAGAGGACCUGGAAGGAAACCUAAGGUGGAAGUUAAUACCAGUAGUGGUGAAGUUAUUCACAAGAAGAGGGGUAGAAAGCCCAAAAAGCUUCAGUAUGCAAAGCUAGAAAAUGCAGAGCAAAAUAAUGUACAUCCUAUCAGAGAUGAAGUAGUUCCUUCUUCAACAUGCAAUUUUCUUUCUGAAACUAAUACUGUAAAGGAGGAUUUGUUACAGAAAAAGAGUCGUGGAGGCAGAAAACCCAAAAGGAAGAUGAAGACACAAAAAUUAGACUCAGAUCUCAUAGUUCCUACGAGUGUUAAAAUGCUAAGGAGAAGUAACCGAAAAAAGACAGAUGAUCCUAUGGAUGAGGAAGAAGAGUUUGAGGAACUGAAAGGCUCUGAACCCCACAUGAGAACUAGAAACCAAGGUCGAAGGACAGCUUUCUAUAACGAGGAUGACUCCGAAGAGGAGCAAAGGCAGCUGCUGUUUGAAGACACCUCUUUGACUUUUGGAACUUCUAGCAGAGGACGAGUCCGAAAAUUGACUGAAAAAGCAAAAGCUAAUUUAAUUGGUUGGUAACUUGUACCAAAAUAUUUUACUUCAAAAUCAUAAAGCAGGUACAGUUAAGGAAUAAGCAGAACUAAGGCUUCUGCUUCCUUGCUGCUGUGGUGGAUUAGGGAAUGGUUAUGAUUUGAUUUGCAAAAAAAAACAAAACAAAACAAAAACAAACUUACAAGACACUUCACUUCUUUAAAUGAAUAUAUAUAUAAAUAUAUACAUAUAUAUUUUAAAUGUUUGCUAUUUAUUCCCUUAGAUAGGUUAUGCAUUUCAACAUUCAUUUCAUUGACUGGUCGCAAAAAAAAAAAAAAAA